CUUUGUCAUCAUGUUGAAGGGAUUUUUUAAAAGAAAGAAACCAGAAAGAGACCCAAAAGGGGGAGAGGCUGAGGAGGAACCAGAGCAGAGCCAUCCCAGCUUCUCUCCUCCUCUCCCUCUCAGGCAGCCAGAGCAACAGUUGGGCUUUGGAAUCAGAACAUCCAGAACCAGGAGGAGGAGGAGGAGUCCUCCCAGAAGAGAUGGGCUCUGGGAGCAGCAAGGGCCCCAGCAGCAGGCGAGGCCAGGGGGCUGUGGACGGCAGAGGCUCCCCUAGCCCUCCUGGGACUGCGAGCCCCGACGGGGCCCGGGCUGCUUCUCCUCCUUCUCCUCCUCCUCCUCCUCUAGACCCAGAGUUGGAGCUGCUCCUGGGGGAAGUGCUGGAGCAAGUGUUGGAGGGGUCUGGCGGAGGAGGAGGAGGAGGAGGAGAAGGGAGAGGAGAGGAGCAGGAGGAGGACGAAGACAACCAGGAGGACGCCUUGCGGAAGCUUUCCCUCAGCCCCCGCGCCCAUCUCCCCUCGCCUUCUCCUCCUCUCCUCCGCCUCGACGCCGGGGACUUGGGAUGGCGCCUCCUUCAGGACGGAGUUGGUAGCGGCGGCGGCGGCGGCAGUGGAGGGGCGGAGGGGACUAGGCCCCAGGAGGAGAAACAAGACCUACCCCAGAAAGCAGCAAUAGCUACUCCAGAAAGCAGCAACUUUGCCAACCAGGUCCCACCAAAAGAGCCUGACAAACUGGCUAAAAUAGUUUAUGAUUGCUCUGAAGAGGAGCUGAUGGCAACAAUUGAGCAGGAGUACUGCCGCUGAAGUCAGACCAGACAGUACCAGCUCGAUGCUGAACAAGAUCACUAUGCGGGAUGAGAUACUUAAAAUGGCAGUAUUUCUCAGAAAGGUGGGUGAGGGAAGAAAUGGGGCCACACUGAGCAAGCGGGACUGCUCCUCUUAUUGCCAGCCAGACUGGUAGGAUUCUCCAUAUUUUCAACAAGCAGACUCAAAAGUGCCAUCUGCAUGAUUCUAAGUAUGGAUACAAUAUUUUAUCUGUGGCAGGGUAUGUGUGCUGUGGGAAGAGAAAGACUUCAAGACUUCAAAACAGGUACUCACAGACUGUUACAAAUUUAUCAUAUUUUUUUAAAAAACAGAAGAGCCAACAGUUUUGUUUCCAAAGUCUUAGAAGCAGUGCAGCAAAGGACUUGAAUAAAUGCUUUUGAGAGUCUA
Molecule: messenger RNA, 1208 nt
Organism: Sceloporus undulatus (fence lizard)
Lineage: Eukaryota; Metazoa; Chordata; Lepidosauria; Squamata; Phrynosomatidae
Product: zinc finger protein AEBP2-like
Exons: 3
Coding region: 201-800 (199 amino acids)
Source: RefSeq, a predicted model, not a curated record